Gopherus flavomarginatus (Mexican gopher tortoise) is the source of this 2668-nucleotide messenger RNA. RefSeq names its product solute carrier family 16 member 4 (gene SLC16A4). Lineage: Eukaryota; Metazoa; Chordata; Testudines; Testudinidae. The record is from RefSeq and is a predicted model, not a curated record. The coding region runs from base 730 to 1758 and encodes 342 amino acids. Gene Ontology annotation, biological process: transmembrane transport; monocarboxylic acid transport. Gene Ontology annotation, molecular function: monocarboxylic acid transmembrane transporter activity. The transcript is spliced from 8 exons.
AUAUUAGUUUCGCUGUAGUAAAAAUACAUCAUUUUGGGCAAUGAAGACAUUGCUUUAGCCUCGAAGUGUUGGGGCAGGUGCCAAGCCCCAUGAGGGUCUCCAAGCACUCCUUGUGUCAAGACUACACAAACAUUCAACAGUGAAUUAAGGAAUAUGAUCUUGCUCAUGGUACCUGCUAUGCAGCAGGGAGGGAAUCCCUCUGUCUCUGGUUCCCCAUCUCUACCUGCUGUGAUAGACACACACAAGUUCAGAUGUGGCUCCUGUACUGGAAACUGGUUUUGUGCACUGAUGCCACCUACUGGCCCGCAUGGUGACUAACAAGCAAAACCAUAUGCCUGCCCUCAAGCCUUCCCUUGCAUUUUCGGGCAGCACUUUAAAGGACUCCAAUUUCCUCCAAGCAGGAUACUUUUAGCAGAGAGCUUCAUUCCCCACCCUCCAUCUUGGGUGAGGGGUGGGGCGGAAAUGCCUUGAAUAUGCUAAUUACUUUCUGAGGGGAGGGAUGAAGUCCAAAAGGCCCUGCACUUAGGGGGCUGUGCUUUUCUUCUUCUUUGGGCUAGCUCUGCCUUCUUUGCUUCGUGGCUUCUUUUAGAAGAAUGAGCCUUGUGUUCCCCAGUGCAGAGAGGAAUUAAGGAACAGACUUAAAUGAACUAACUCAGGAGGCUGUAGCUAGCCAACAACAAAUGAAGACAGAUUAUUUUUCUUAAUCUUAUUUUUGCAGCAUUUUAUGCUAUGCAUCAUCCAGACGGAGAAAGGAAGGGGGCAGAGGCACAAAAUCAUCUAACAGCAAUAGAGGAGGAACAGCAACCCAUACCACCCCCUGAUGGAGGAUGGGGAUGGAUGAUAGUGCUUCACUUCUUUCUGGUAAAUGUGCUCGUGAUGGGAAUGCUGAAAACCUUUGGAAUUUUCUUUGUGGUCUUUCAAGAAGAGGUGGGAGGCUCUUCAGAACAAAUCAGUUGGAUUGGCUCCAUCAUGUCAUCUCUUCGCUUCUCAGCAGGUCCACUGGUCACUAUAGCCUGUGGGAAGCUGGGGGACCAGCUGACUUCCAUCAUUGGGGCAGGCCUAGUUAGCAGUGGUUGUCUGAUCAGCACACAGGCUACUAGUAUCUCCUUCCUGUGUGUGUCUAUGGGACUUCUACUGGGGCUAGGCUUUGCUUGCUUGUAUCAAGCAGCUGCUGUGAUGACUGCCAGGUACUUUAAAAAGCGACUGGCUCUAUCCAAUGCAAUCGCUCGCUCAGGAAUGGGACUGACAUUUAUACUAGCACCUUUCACUCAACUUCUGAUAGAUUUUUAUGGUUGGCAAGGGAUUACAGAGACAGUCAGCCAAUUGCUUUCUGGCUGGAUUGCUGAUCAGAACUGGAUCAAGAAGUAUCAUUACCAUAAGACUUACCUUAUUCUGUGUGGCAUCACUAACCUGCUGGGUCCUCUUGCCACAUCCUUCCCAUUACUUAUGGUCUACACAGUAAGCUUUGCCAUUUUCUGUGGAGGAUACCUGGCUCUGCUGCUCCCUGUGCUGGUAGAUUUUGUAGGUGUCCCCAGACUCCACAGUUCUUUAGGAUUUGCCUCAUUCUUUGCUGGGAUAGCAGCCAUCGCUGGACCUCCUAUAGCAGGAUGGCUGUAUGACUACACUCAGACAUAUGCCUGCUCCUUUCUCUUUGCUGGAACAUGUUAUCUCAUCGCACCCAUUUCCUUCUUCUUCGAGCCUUCUGCCCAUAAAUGGAAGCUACGGAAAGAAAAGGAGUUGAAUGAAGUGACCACUUAGCAGAGAGGCUCUGCUGCAGUUGAAAGAAAAGAAGAAGCCUGACUUCAGUAUAUGAUCAGAAGGUGAUAAUUAGGACAGACUUUUCACUAAUUUAUAAAAGAUGGAAGAAAAAUGAAAACUGACAUUUGUCACAACAAAAGACUCAAAUGAGUCUAUUGUCCAUAAAUGUUACUUCAUGAGCAAGUGGUGUUUAAGAUCAAGAUGAGCCCAGCAAGAUGUGCAUUUUGGCUAAAAGACUUUGUUCCUAAAAAUAUCCUCAGUUUGGCAUGAAGUCUAGUCAUCUCUUAAAACAACUUCACUGCUUCUGUUCUUCCCCCAGUGUAUAUUAUCUCAUAUGUUUAACAUGAUUAGUAAGAGCCUUUGUGUUAGGCAAUUCAUUUCUGCUUUUCCAGCUUGCUUAGCCAGUGUCCUUAAGCCUGAAGGGCAAUCUAAACCCAGUCAAUCCAAACAUAUGGAGUUAAAAACAGACUCACCUUUCAACAUAAAGCAGAUAAGGCCCUCAAAAGUGCUAAAACAGAGGAUCUUGUUAAAAAUAUCUAGAACAAUGAUCCAGGGAAGAGAGUGCUCUAAAAGAGGAAUAAAUUUAAGCUUCAGAGAAACAGAGGGAGUCCAUAAAAACCUGUUUUUCUGCACCAAGGAAACAACAUUGUGACUGCUAAAAGUUCUCCUGACCAGGGGUAUAGUGCAUCUUUGUUAUAACACACAGGAUAUUGGAACCAAACAUAAUUUAAUUAAAGAAGGCACUAAGAUAUAAUAUUAAAUUCAAUCCUCUGUUCAUACAAUAUAACAAAUUGUUAUUUGAUGUGCUGAGUAUAUUUUCAUUAAAAAUUUAGCAACACAGCUGGAAUUCUUGAGUUGGAAAAAAACCUUUAGAAAAGGAAUGGGACUAGAAAAGAGACCCUUCUGAAAC